Ceratina calcarata is the source of this 3380-nucleotide messenger RNA. Its product is annotated as jerky protein homolog-like. The record is from RefSeq and is a predicted model, not a curated record. NCBI's taxonomy places the organism in Eukaryota, Metazoa, Arthropoda, Insecta, Hymenoptera, Apidae. Gene Ontology annotation, cellular component: nucleus. Bases 18 to 1763 code for a protein of 581 amino acids. The transcript is spliced from 2 exons. Gene Ontology annotation, molecular function: DNA binding.
GAUUGUGGUGUACAGAAAUGAAAGCUGAGGGAAAUUAUGUCUCAAAUAAACUAAUAAAAGAGAAGGCAAAAGAAUUAAAACUUGCCACUGGCUAUGCGAGAUUUAAAGCGAGCCACAUGUGGCUGGAGGGAUUCAAACUACGUAAUAACAUAGGUACACGGAGUCACAAAAAGGUGGUAUGUAUCAAUAUCGAUGAGAAUAGAGCGAAAAGUCCUCAGCAGGAGCUAGAAAUAGAAAAAUUAAUAGGAAAUGAAUGUGUUAAUUUACAAAACUUGUAUAACAUUAAUGAGAUCAUCCUCUUGUGGAAAGCCUUGCCUACCAAGACACAUGUGGGUAACAGUAAACAAAGCAUUAGUGGCCUAAAAUUAAACAAAGAAAGAAUUAUGCUAGUUUUAUGUGCUAAUGCCAGUGGCACUCACAAAAUCAAGCCACUGGUGGUUUCUAAUUAUCAAAAUCCACAUGCCCUUAAAGAAAAGGACAAUUUGCUCCUAAUACAUGAACAGUCGAAGAAAACAUGGAAGAAUACAAAUUUGUUUACAGUUUGGUAUGAGAAUGAUUUUAAAAGUAGCACUAAAAGUCAUCAGUUACAGAAAGGCGUAAGUGGGAAAAUAUAUUUGCUAUUGGACAACUGUAGUGACCAUAAAAAAGUGGACGCAGAAGAUGAAAAUUUUCAAAUUAUGCACUCACCGCCUGAUACAUCUUUAAUUCAACCAAUGACCGAGGGCGUAAUCGACAAAAUCAAGACAUGUUUCAGGCACAAAUUAAUGAAAGAAUUUUUAAGAUAUUCUAAUGGAGAGGAAGAAUUUUACCAGAAAUAUUCCAUAAAUGACUGUAUAAAUAUGGUUGCCGAAUCAUGGGAGGAUAUUUUAUAUACUAAAAACAAUAUAAAAAAUACGUGGAAGGAACAUGUUGAUGAAAGGGAAGAAAUUAGUGAAGAAAAAAAGGACAAAGAAAAACAUGAAGAAAAUAUCUUGAAUGAAAUGCAAGAUAUGAUGAGGAUAAUUUUGGAACGUAAUACAACGAUGGAAGACGUCAUCAGGUUUUUAACUGAAUGUCGCCUGGAAGAAAUAUAUUUUCUUAAUCAAAAUGAUGAAGAAAACACGAGCGAUAUUUAUGAAAAUGAUGAAGAAAACAGGCUUGUAAUUGAUGAAAGUGACGACGAAAACAAGCUCGUAAUUAUUGAAACUGACGAUCAAAACAGGGAUGAAAUACAUGAAAAUGAAGAAGAAAACAAGGACAAAAGUCAUGAAAAUGACGAAGAAAACAGACAUGUAAUUGAUGAAAAUGAUGAUGAAAACAAGCUCAUAAUUACUGAAACUGACGAUCAAAACAGGGAUGAAAUAUAUGAAAAUGAAGAAGAAAACACGGACGAAAUUCAUGAAAAUGAUGAAGAAAACAGGCUUGUAAUUGAUGAAAGUGACGAUGAAAACAAGCUUGUAAUUAUUGAAACUGACGAUCAAAACAGGGACGAAAUACAUGAAAAUGAAGAAGAAAAUAAGAGCAAAAUUCAUGAAAAUGAUGAAGGAAACAGGAACAAAAAUAAUGAAAACCGAAAUGAUGAAAUAGGCACAACAGAUAAAGGUGAAAAAUUGACAGCAGCCGACAUAAAAUUAAACCCCGAAGAAAGAGAAGAGAUGAAAUAUAUUUUUGAAAGACUUGAGUAUUAUUAUCCAAGAUUGCCGCAUGCAAUUAAAUACUAUUUGCAAGCAUGCAAAUCAGCGUGUAUAGGCGAACCUAUCGAUGUUAAAUAUUCAGUUCACUGAAUUUGUUGAAGUGCUGUAAAAGUUAAUUAGUUUGCAAACAGAAGCAUGAAAGCGGAAACAGUGCCAUCAUAUCUUACAAGAUUACAAGAAAAAGUUACGUAUCAGUAUCAAUGAAGAUCCAGCAAAAAGUCAUAAGCAAGAGUUACAGAAGAAGAAUUGAUAGAAGAAGAAAGAAGUGCAAUUACAGCAUUGACGAAAUUAAUUCUUGUUGCAAGCCUUGUUUAGUAGGGCCUUUGAGAAUGAAGCUGAACAGAACAUUAACAUGUUAGUGGUCCUAAAUUAAAGGAAGACAGGAUUAUACUAGGCUUACGUGCUAAUGCCAGUGACACCCAUGAACUUGAAUCAUUGAUGGCUUACAACUAUAAAAAUCCACGUGCCCUAAAGAAUCAGAUGAACAAUUUACAUUUAACAUAUGAUCAGCGAAAAAAGAUUGGAAGGAUAUAAACUUGUUUAUAAAUUUAUGUGAAAAUGAUAUUAACCUCGGAACAAGAAAACUUCAAGAAGAGGAAGGCAUAACUGGAAAAAGAUAUUCAGAGAUUGAAAAACUGUAGCAACCGAAUUAGAAUAGGCGAAAAACAUGAAAAUUUUCAAAUUACUUACAAAACUGCGAGAUACGAUGAGGAUAAUUUCGGAGUCACGGCAAUGGAAGACAUUCUUAAAUUUCUCAAGGAAUGUCAUAUAGGGGACGUGAAUAAAUGAAUCCUCGAUAGUUAUUUUAGGAAAUUAUUCCUAAUUUCACUCGCGUCACGAAAUCGCUCUACGACAUUGUCAAAAAUAACAAGUUCCGUCUUAAACGUGAGGAACAUAAGGCUUUCAAAGUUGUAAGGUCUUGUCUUGCUGCACAGCAUAUUUUUGCUAUUUAUUCACCGACAUUAUCUAUGCAAUUACAUUACAAUGUAAGCUCAAGCGGGUUUGAAGCAAUCCUGUUACAAGAACGAGCGAACUGCAAGUUGCAACCGAUAUCGUACUUCAGUCAUUGUACAAUUCCGAAUCUAAAUAUCAUAGCUUUGAGCUUGAGCUUAAUUGUUGUAUGCGCGAUGAAACGAUUUUAUAUAUUAUAUAUUUGAGCGGACCACAUUCUAAAAUACUAAUCAGCUGGGAUAAUUUUCGUUUAGUAAACAACAAGUGAAUCCGCGUAUAUCCCGAGGAGUGAUGCGUUUGCAAGCGGACGUCUUCGACAUCAAACAUUGCCACGAUGAAAAAAUGAGACACGUAAGUGUGUUGCGCAGACAGCAGAACGUACUUAUAUUAUAUAGAAGCUAAUACGUUCGAACAAGUCCUUUCGUUAAAACAAAACCAGGAUGGUGAGACAGAGCGAUCUGAGAAAAAUUACAAAACGGAGGAGAGCGGUUCUUUGAAUUACGCGAUGGACCAGUCUAUCGUAAAGUGAAAAAUCAACAACUUUUACUUUAUAUUCCGCGCGCUAUGGCCAAAAAUCAAAUCUACGACGAGAUUAGACAUAUCGACAUCGAUGUAUGUAGAGUUCUUGAAAAUCUGUUACGUGUCUGUUGGUUUCUGACGUCCCGCUUAUCGUAUUCGCUUUGAAUAACACCGUGUGUCGAUUACUGGCAAUACUACGUCGCGUUUGUUUUUCGGUAUAGAGUAGAGACUAAAAAA